AUGUGGAAUAAUGAGAACCAGCUUGAGAUUCCGGCCUACAGCCACAUCAACCCGGAGGGCAUUGAAGUCUGGGAACAACUUAAGUUUGGACCCGCAGUGCAGCUAGAACUCCCUGAGGGUUCGAGUGCCAGUGCCAACAGAGGGCCCGAAUGUGUCAUCCGGGUCCAAGUAGUACCUGGUGCGGUUACCCUUCUCAACGAGAGGACGCCCCAUGAUCGCUUGGAGGAAGUUACACACUCUGCCAAACGGAUGGUCAUGUAA
Molecule: messenger RNA, 261 nt
Organism: Cutaneotrichosporon cavernicola
Lineage: Eukaryota; Fungi; Basidiomycota; Tremellomycetes; Trichosporonales; Trichosporonaceae
Exons: 2
Coding region: 1-261 (86 amino acids)
Source: RefSeq, a predicted model, not a curated record